UGUUUUGUCCUAUCUGACUGGGAGGGCAGUGCUGCAAAUAGUUGUGUGUGCAACAAUGCUUGGAGCAAUGGCUUUGUAAUUCCUCCAGGUCUAUAUUAUCUUGCAGAUGUAGACUUUCCCUCAUGUGAUUCUCUUUUGGUCCCUGUAACAAUCAAGAAUUAG
Serpula lacrymans var. lacrymans S7.9 is the source of this 162-nucleotide messenger RNA. RefSeq lists its product as uncharacterized. The record is from RefSeq and is a predicted model, not a curated record. The annotation marks the transcript as partial. The transcript has a single exon. NCBI's taxonomy places the organism in Eukaryota, Fungi, Basidiomycota, Agaricomycetes, Boletales, Serpulaceae.